UUGUAUAUUUGGCAUCAAUGUGGUCUAUUACCAAUUGAUGGUACCUCAAUAUUAUAUUUCUGACUGUGUCGAUUCUUAUGUUAUAGAUAAUAGAUCUAUGGAAUUUAUUCCCUUUUACAAGAAAUUAGAAAUUGGCACGACGCCUGAUUAUCCAUGCUCAUUAAUUGCUGAUGAAGUAAAAAUUUUAUGUGAAGCUUAUAUAGAUUAUGUUGAUAAUGUUUCAAAUUACUACCACGGCUUACUUAAAGCAAUUAGUGACGUAGGGAAUAAUUUUAUGGGUAUGGUCCUAGAUCUUACACCUAAUCCAGACACUAAAGAUGCUAAAUCAGGUUUAGAUAUAGAUGGAAUUCUUGAUAUAGUUGAGGCACUUCUUCAUAUACCUGAAGGGCCUGGCCAAACAGCUAUAGAGGGAUUUAAAUCUUAUCGUAAUGAUCCAUCGGAACGUUCGUCUCUUCUAUUACCUCUCGAUUAUUCCACAUUUGCUUCCAUUUUUGCUAAUUUUACAGACUCUAUUACAAAUCCUUUUAUUGAUGCAUUAAAGAAAACUGAUUCUAUGGUUGACGAAAAAUAUUCCUUAUUA
Molecule: messenger RNA, 580 nt
Organism: Racocetra persica
Lineage: Eukaryota; Fungi; Glomeromycota; Glomeromycetes; Diversisporales; Gigasporaceae
Source: the annotation of a GenBank genome assembly